Fonsecaea erecta is the source of this 1719-nucleotide messenger RNA. RefSeq lists its product as hypothetical. NCBI's taxonomy places the organism in Eukaryota, Fungi, Ascomycota, Eurotiomycetes, Chaetothyriales, Herpotrichiellaceae. The transcript is spliced from 3 exons. The coding region runs from base 1 to 1719 and encodes 572 amino acids. The record is from RefSeq and is a predicted model, not a curated record.
AUGGAGGAAAAGCCUCUCAUAACGCCAGAGAGCUUCAUCACCAUCACUGGGCCGGCGGAUAUGAUCAGUGAUGAAACGCGCUUCGCUGUUGCCUCUCACACAGCCAAGGCACGACGACGGAAAAGGCGUAAAUUGACCGACUUUGAACCUGGGACAACCAUCCGUAAAUUCCUGGUUUGGAAAGCAAAUAAAGAGCCAGCUUCGCGGCGCAAGGCAUCCGAUGAACCCCAGAGCGAUGAGCAGACCCCUCUCGCCGUCGUACCAUACAAGAGUCCACCAGAACAACCGCUCGGUAUCCUCAGCCAAGCGAGGAGAGAUCCCUUUGCCCGGUAUGCGGUUUCUGACAUUCCUGGUCUAGUAGAUGAAGUGGUUGAUCAUGCUGUUCGGCUCUUCUGGCCUGGGCUGUCUCCAAGCAAAGCGCCAAAUGUAGUCAACCCAGUCAACGAUGCCUAUCUCGAGGCAAUCCGAAGCUCCCGCCUGGCAUUCUAUGCCUAUAUGGUAGGCACGGCUGAAAAUUACGAGAUGCUGAGCGGGAUCAAUUUUAGCUCAAAGGCAUUCACAAAGUUAUGUCUGGCCUAUCGCGUGGAGAUGAUCAAACUCGUCAACCAAGAGAUCCAGGAGAUGACUGGUCCGCCAUCCGACGAGUUGCUGGGAGCCAUUAUCGUGCUCGCCGGCAAUUCUGCUGGCUACCUCAGCCGAACGAAAGGAUCGCUCGUCAAAGCUGCGAAGCCGUCGCGGUUCAACUCACCCCUUCGAACCGCGCAAUUUCUCCACGUAUACAGCACGAACCCCUUCCCCAGCGCACACUCAGAAGCAUUAGUUCGGCUGGCGAUCAUGAAAGGCGGAUGCGCCCAGAUCAAGUCGCCCGGCGUCGCCAGCACGGCUGCAUUAUGUGAUUUGGUCAAUGCUUCACAAACCAAUUCUCAGCUCUACAUCAUCCCCAUGAGCCCACCCACGUUGGCGCCCUUAAAAGCCCUGUCUGACUUGAUUGCGACGGCAGGACUCAGGUGGGACCUUGACACAACGGCCUGGAGCCAUCUACCACUCAAUCCACCGCGGAAGGAUGAGUUCCUUACAACAGUCCAGGCAAUGUUGGACGUCAAUACCGCAGUGGGAUGUUACCUGAAUAAAAAUGGGCCCGCCAUGGUCUUCGCCGACAUUGUCAACGCCCGCAACGACGCCCAAUAUCUGCUGCUGAGCCUCUCACCAACAAAUGAAGUUGACAAUGAAUCGUUAUCGACGUUGGUGCAGUCCGCGGAGCACAUGUACGAAAUCAGUCGCACUGCGCUACGAAUAUACAGCAAUCUGUUGCUGUUCCCCAUGAAUCCCAGCGGCGGCACGAGCCGGAUUUUAGCAGCGGCGCUCCGAAAAGCAAUCGUCGCGAGCGAAAGCGUGAACCCGUGGCAACUAUUGCCCGACACGUGUAAGCGCAUGCUGCUCUGGGCACUAAUGCUCGGGGGCAUCCAAGUUGAUGAUGGUGUUAUCGAUGCUCGGGCAGAGAGGUCGUGGUUCGUCGAGCGGCUCGCAGAUGUGAUGUUAUUCAUUGAUACCUUGACAUGGCGACAGGUCGAAGAUUGCCUGGCGUCGUUCAUGUGGCUGGAUAUAAUCCUCAACCCGGCCGCAGUGGAGCUCUGGGCUGAUGCGAGAAAGACGCGAGAUCAGGAUCAGGAAGCCUUGGAGAUGGAGGGGCUGGCUUUGCGGCCUCGCGAGGGUCUGUGA